Molecule: messenger RNA, 1695 nt
Organism: Xenia sp. Carnegie-2017
Lineage: Eukaryota; Metazoa; Cnidaria; Anthozoa; Malacalcyonacea; Xeniidae
Product: myosin-11-like
Exons: 10
Coding region: 1-1461 (486 amino acids)
Source: RefSeq, a predicted model, not a curated record
AUGGCAAUGCAUCAUUUACGAACUAGUUGUGUGAAAGCAGCUCUAAAUGAUGCCAUAUGUAACCUGGCAGAACAAGGCAAAGUAAGAGAAGAAGCAAGAAAAUCUGAAAUAAAAUGUGUGAAACUUCAAGAACAGAUUGAGAUUUUUCAAAAUCAACAAACAGAAAAUCUCGAGUUUUUGGAGCAGGAAAGAAAAGGACUGGAGGAGAGCUCACGCGAAUGGGAGCUGAUGGUGAUAAAAGUGAAAGAAGAACUUUGUGAAUCACGACUGUCUUUGAAAGAAGAAAGACAAAGAAGUGAUGAACAUAGCAAUACGUCAUAUAAACUACGUACUCAAGUAUCCGAUUUACAAGAUGAAUUGAAUGCCGUUAAAUCUCAGUCAUAUCUUGUAAUGUUAGAACAAGAGAAAGAACUCGAAGCUGUGUCGCGUGUCUUGCAGGAAACCUGGGAACAACUGAUGAAGUUUGCUAGUGAUUGUUGUGAAAAGACUAGGAAAUUUGAGAGAAAAACCAUACAUUCUGUCAAUGAAGAGAAGAAGUCUCUUGUUUGCUCUGUAUUGACUGCGGUCUCCACUAAUAUAUUCAAGUCCCAAGACACAAAGAAAUAUUUCACAUCAGAAAGUAACAAUGUCUGCAUUAAUGAUGUUGGCGUUUCAGCAGCUGUCAUGAAGGAUGAUGUCAACGAGUUUAACGAGUCAGAAGAUGAAUUCACGCUAGUGAAACGAGUAAAAGAAGUUCAAAGACUUCUUUUACAGUUCCACAAAGAUUCUCAGACAAUUAUACAACGUCAAGUUGAUGAGAUUUCCGUUCUACAAGAAUCGUUACGUAAGAAUGAUGCAGAAAUGAAGAAGUUAAAACGAGACUUAGAGAAUACAAAAGAAGAAUCGGAGAGUCUAAAAUUUCAACUUACGAACGCUAUAAAAGAUGUGAACGAGUUCCGUGAUAGGAAGGAUGUUUUGGAUGAGAAAUGUCGAGCAAUGAUGGAAAUGGAGUCUGAAAACAAGUUGUUGAAAACCAAACUUCACCUUCUGAAAGAAGAGAUGACAAAUAUUCAGCAGGAUAAAAUUUGUGCAGAAAAGGAAUUGCAAAAUCUUGGAAUAAGAUUGGAAGAAAUAAAAGAAGUAUUUGAAAGGAAGGAUGACAUACAACAAAUUAGUUUAUUAAAAGUUACAUUCACUGAGUUAUUGGAGAAGAAAUUGAAACUAGAGGAAAAGGUUGACAAAUUAGGCCGUACAAAAGCCAAAGUAUUGCAAGAGAAUGAGAGUUUGAUGCAAUGUAAUGCAAGAUUAGAAAAUAAGAUCCGUUUCAUUCGUGGUGCUUUAAUCAAAGCUGAAAAUGAAAUAUGCAGACUUGAUGAUAUUGUUGACAAAUUUUGCCAGGCAACAAAAACUAGCAUUCAAUCUGGGUCAAUCUCUCUCGAUUUGAUGGAACUUUUGAAAGUGUUAAAUAUUGUGAUAGACUAAGGACUUAUGUUUAUUUGCUCAGUUUAUGUAUGUUUUGUUCAGUUUUAGGCAUACCCUGCUAUCUCCUUUUACAGGGUAUUAAUUUGAAAUACCCUCCACAUAUCAUUUGCUAUAAAUUAUAAUAAAUGUUUAGCAUGACACAUUUUAAUUAAAUGCAUAUAUAUUUUAAAGCUGUGAAUACAACGCAUAGCAAUAUCAACUAACAAACAACUAAAAUAUACAAGCUAAAAAGGA